Carica papaya (papaya) is the source of this 2347-nucleotide messenger RNA. It is a transcript of the gene DCP5, whose product is annotated as decapping 5. Gene Ontology annotation, molecular function: mRNA binding. Gene Ontology annotation, biological process: P-body assembly; cytoplasmic stress granule assembly. Gene Ontology annotation, cellular component: P-body. NCBI's taxonomy places the organism in Eukaryota, Viridiplantae, Streptophyta, Magnoliopsida, Brassicales, Caricaceae. The record is from RefSeq and is a predicted model, not a curated record.
UCCGAUAAUCACAGCUUCUCACGCCUUAUUCGAAGAAUCUAAACCCUAAUCCCUCUCCGUACUUUGUUGCUACAGUGUACUUAGGAGGAGGCUCGAGUUAAAGUUCAGUCUCGCUACUCUCCCUUCCUCUCGGCUUCUGUCUCUUAUCUUCUCUUUAUAUGUAUUGAGUUCAUAUGCUGUAGAUUGGUUGUGAAGAGGGAUCGGUAUGGCAGCGGAGAAUUCAGGUCCGAAAUCGAGCUCAACGGCGGAUUCGUACAUAGGGAGCUUGAUAAGCUUGACAUCGAAGAGUGAGAUCAGAUACGAGGGUGUUCUUUACAACAUCAACACCGAGGAGUCCAGUAUUGGAUUGAGAAAUGUACGAUCUUUUGGAACCGAAGGAAGGAAAAAGGAUGGUCCACAAGUUCCCCCUAGUGACAAAGUUUAUGAGUACAUUUUGUUCAGAGGAAGUGAUAUCAAGGAUUUGCAGGUUAAAUCUUCUCCACCUGUUCAGUCUACACCACCUAUAACCAAUGACCCAGCUAUUAUACAGUCUCACUAUCCUCGCACGGUUUCCACAUCUAGCAGCUUGCCUUCUGCUGUUAGUGGGUCUUUGACUGAUCUUAGUUCCCAUAAUGCACAAGUGGGGCUACCUGGUUCAAAUUUUCAAGGUGGCCUGCCACUAUAUCAACCUGGAGGGAGUUUAGGGUCAUGGGGAGCUUCACCUCCUCCCCCAAAUGCAAAUGGUAGUGGGCUUGCUAUGCCUAUGUAUUGGCAAGGAUACUAUGGCCAUCCCCCCCAAAAUGGGCUUCCGCCUUUGCACCAACAAUCUUUGCUUCGACCCCCACCUGGGCUAUCCAUGCCUCCUUCUAUGCAGCAACCUAUGCAGUAUUCUAGUUUCAAUGCUCCUUUACCCACUGGGUCCUCAAAUAUUCAAGGUUCAAACUUGCCUGAAGCACCAUCUCCUUUACUUCCUACUGGUGCUAGUUCUCAUAGUUUAACUCCAAGUUCCUUACUGCCAUCCACUUCAUCAUCAAUUUUGUCGUCCUCUCUGCCUCCAGUACCCUCUGCAACACUAGCCUUGGAGACAUUGCCUAGUUCAUUGCCUAAUAGAGCUCCUAAUGCUGCCCUUCCUGUUGCGACGCCAAACACUAGCUUGCCAUCACUCUCUCCUCUGAUUACCUCCAGUUCGGCAAUCAAUGCUAUUGUACCACCAGUCUCCAAGCCAAAUACAGUUUCCAGUCAAAACUUGCUGUAUCAGAAUGCUCCUCAACCAACAUCCUCCAUUGUUGGAACAUCUAGUUCUAUGCACAUGGAAACACCAAUCCCUUCAUUGAUUACCCCAGGUCAGCUGUUACAGUCUGGAUCUACAGCAGUCCCAUCAUCUCAACCUGCACAAACUGCUCAAAAAGAUGUGGAGGUGGUGCAAGUAUCAUCAUCAUCCACAACAUCAGAACAACCUGCUCCAGUUAGUGCAGAAGCUCAGCCACCUAUAUUGCCGUUACCCAUACCUUCACGGGCAGGCCAAAAGCCAAAUGGAGCUCCUUUCCAAACUCGUCAUGGGUACAGGGGACGUGAAAGAGGACGAGGAGCUGGGAGUUCGCGGCCCGUAACAAAGUUCACUGAAGAGUUUGAUUUUAUGGCAAUGAAUGAGAAAUUCAAAAAAGACGAAGUAUGGGGUCAUCUUGGUAAGAAUAACAAGUCUCAUUCAAAAGACAAAGAAGGGGAUGGAGGAGACAGUGAUGAAGGUUCUGAAGAGGAAGAUGAUGCUGAGUUAUCUAGAGUUGAGAUCAAGCCUCUUUAUAAUAAGGAUGACUUUUUUGAUUCUCUCUCCUCUAACGCACUUGAUCAUGAUUCACAAAAUGGAAGAACUAGAUUCUCCGAGCAAAUGAAAUUAGAUACCGAGACUUUUGGUGACUUUCCAAGAUAUCGUGGGGGUCGAGGUGGCCGUGGGCCUAUGCGCGGAGGUCGUUCUCGUGGUGGUUAUUAUGGAAGGAGCCAUGGUUAUGGCUAUGGCUAUGGCUAUGGCUAUGGCUAUGGCUAUGGCUAUGCAAGGGGCCGCGGCCGAGACAUGUCGGGACGGUCUUCGUAAGUGGGUAUUGGUAUUUUAAAAUGUGACCAUGGGUAAACUGAAAACCAAGGUCACUAGAAAGUAGUUGAUCCAGCAUGGUCCUAAUGUUUGUGGUUUCUUUUCUUGUCCAGAAAAUAAACCAUAGAAUAAGUUUAGUUUCAUGUCAUGUUGUUUUUAACUUUCUCUCUUUUUUUUUUUUUGUGACCGUUAGACAGUCAUUUUAUGAAAGUGAAGAAGGAUCUUGUUUCAAACUAUAAGAAAUGCUUGUUUAUCAAUCAUUGAGUUGAACUCUGACUUGAA